UGGAACAAACUACGCGUGCCUGCGCUCGCGCAGUCCGUUAGUGUCAAACCAGACACCUUUACACCGCUUUUAACCAGACUCGUACAGCAAUAUCCUAAAAUAGGUGGUCUUCUCUUCACUGCGCUGUCGCUUUGUCUGUCCAUCGGUCGUACUGCGCUGAGAAGGAGCGUCGAGUCUUAAAUAUCCGACCUAACUGUUUAUCCUAUUAUAGCAAGAUUCACGGGCAUGCGCAGGAAGCGGGGAUGCGCUGCGCGCGGAGAAGCUCGACUGUAGUGCACACGCACAAAUGGACGCUGGCACGCAGGACGAUUGCCAUGAGGACUAUAUAAUGAACAGCUUAGACCAAGAUCCAAACGCAGAAGCUUAUAUGGGCUUCAUGAAGAAACACUGUUGUUAUGAUGCAAUUCCCACCAGCUGCAAACUAGUCAUUUUUGACACCACACUGCAGGUAAAGAAGGCCUUCUUUGCUUUGGUUGCAAAUGGCCUGAGAGCGGCCCCUUUAUGGGACAACAAACUGCAGAGAUUUGUGGGUAUGCUGACGAUCACAGAUUUCAUCAAUAUUCUUCAUCGGUAUUACAGGUCACCCAUGGUUCAGAUCUAUGAAUUGGAGGAACACAAGAUUGAGACAUGGAGAGGUGAUUCAUUUCAAAACGUUUAUCUGCAAUAUCAAGAUCAAUGUCUCAUCAGUAUCACACCAGAUGCCAGCCUCUUUGAUGCUGUCUACUCUUUACUGAAACACAAAAUCCACAGGCUGCCAGUCAUCGACCCAGAGUCUGGAAAUGUCCUUCACAUACUGACCCAUAAGAGAAUCCUCAAGUUCCUGUAUAUAUUUGGAGCCUCAGUGCCCAAGCCAAGCUUCUUGAAGAUGCAAAUUAAAGAUGCAGGAAUAGGAACUUUCUCAGACGUGGCGACUGUCUCUCAGACGGCUACGGUGUACGAUGCACUUUCUGUGUUUGUUGAGCGACGUGUUUCCGCUCUCCCAGUGGUGGAUGACAGUGGCAAGGUGGUCGCCCUGUAUUCCAGAUUUGACGUGAUUAAUCUUGCAGCGCAGAAAACCUACAAUAACCUGAGCAUGAGCAUGCAGGAGGCCGUGCGGAGGAGACGAGGUUAUGUGGAAGGAGUCAUUACAUGUUACCCUGACGAGACUUUGGAAACUGCUGUUGACAGAAUAGUCAAGGCUGAGGUUCAUAGGCUGGUGCUUGUGGACAGAGAAGACGUGGUUCAGGGAAUAAUCUCUCUCUCAGACCUGCUGCAGGCCAUAGUUUUAUCUCCAGCAGGUAUUGAUGCUCUGUUUUCCUAACCUGAGAGGAUAUGUUUCCUCCUGUUUCCUCAUCUAACCAGCACUAGUAUCCAGGUAGGCUUUACUGCCUUCCCAGCCAAGCUUUGCCAACACAUGCACUGCUACUGCGCAUAGUACUUGUUAAAAGUUUGGACACACCAAACUCAGAACAAAACACAAAUCAUCCAAACUAUAUAAUGGGAACUGAAACGGAAUGCAAUUAUGUAGUGACAAAAUAAUAAUAUAUAUAUUUAUAUAUAUAUUAGAAGUGCAUCAUGGGAUGUUUAACACACUAUUUUAUUUUAUUUUUUUCAGUGUAUUUUUAUUUCAAAUGUUAUUCUAUUUUAUUUUAAUAUUUAAUCAGAUUUUUUUGUCUUUUUUUGACAUUUUAUAACAUAAUUGUGUUGUGAUGUAUUUAUUCAUUCAUUUCUUUUCAUUCUUGUUUUUUUUUUUUAUAUCUAUACAAUUACAUAAAUGUAAAAGAAAAAUCUGAACAUCCUAAACUAAUUUAUAUUUGUGGAAAAAACACAUUUCCAGCAUUUAAUCAUAAAGCAUGCAAUCAUGAAAAACAUUGAUUCAGCCAGGUGUGUGUAAACAUUUAACUAGUACUGUAAAUUACCCCACAGUAUUAUGUGCCUUUAUUAAUACAAUCAGUAUUGUCAUUAUUGUAUAUUACAUCAUCUGAUGACAUCACGUUCUGUUAUGCUCAAGCACCCAUGAAUCCCAGCCACUCCUAAUACAUUUUGGUCUCCACAAUGCUGAUGCAUUUUCUCUCUGUUUGUAGGUAUACAUAACCAGUGAGCAAUAACUGAAAGCACUUAUAUGCCAUGCUGAUGAAUAGAGUUCUCCCUGCAUGUUUGUGCAUGUGCGUGACCUGUUUGUUGGAGAAUACACUGGUGGGUCAGGGACGUGACCCAGGACCCUUUGUUAUAGUCAUUUAACACCAGUGUGUUUGGGAGCACAGCCACUGAUGUGAUGAUAUUGUUGCUGUACCUCAGAGUACUGUAGGAUUACCAUGAUAUUAUCUUAUUCAGAAAACCAUGGUAAUACCAUGCUACUUUCUGUAAGUAUAUUCUCCUAUCCUGUUUUAGGGGUUAAAAGCAGAUAAAGUAUGACUGCAAGCAAGAAUGAAGAAAGGAUCUUUUUUUUUUUUUUUUUUACAUUAUACAUUCAUAUUGUAAAAUAUGUUCAGUUUGGAUUACGUUAAGUGUAUAAUAUAUUAAGCAACAAGAUUCUCAUUUAACUGAGAGAUUGUAUGCGAUAAACAAGUACUGACAAAGGAAACUGUUGCAUUUAGUUUUCAUGUAUAAGUGAGCACAUGGGCUUGGAUUCUGAUCAAAUUGAUCACCUAGUUUGCCGUUUUGUGCUAUGUCAUGUAGUAUUGUCAGAUGAUCAUGUUUUGUUUUUCUAAUAAACAAAUCCUUGUGCUCUU
Messenger RNA from Carassius gibelio (silver crucian carp), 2711 nucleotides. RefSeq names its product protein kinase, AMP-activated, gamma 3a non-catalytic subunit (gene prkag3a). The transcript has 12 exons. NCBI's taxonomy places the organism in Eukaryota, Metazoa, Chordata, Actinopteri, Cypriniformes, Cyprinidae. The record is from RefSeq and is a predicted model, not a curated record. The coding region runs from base 287 to 1300 and encodes 337 amino acids.